Molecule: messenger RNA, 774 nt
Organism: Closterium sp. Naga37s-1
Lineage: Eukaryota; Viridiplantae; Streptophyta; Zygnematophyceae; Desmidiales; Closteriaceae
Source: the annotation of a GenBank genome assembly
AUGACGUCACCUUCUCGCGAAGGAGGUCUGUUAGUCCGUGCCGAUGGUGAUCCCGUACGGGAGUGGAUUCUUAGCGAGACGGGGGGCAAGGCGAGCACAAUAACGCGGAUAUCCCCUGUCUUCGGCGGGUGCAUCAAUAACGCGUCUAGAUACGAAUCGGACGUCGGUUCCUUUUUCGUGAAAACAAACAGCUCCGCGGGGCCGGCAAUGUUUGAGGCGGAAGUUGCGGGGCUGCAGGCCAUGGUGGAGGCAGGGGCCAUCCGCGUGCCGCGCCCCUUCACUGCAGGAGCCAUGCCGCGCCGCGGGUCGUAUGUCGUCAUGGAGUUCAUUGAAUUCGGCCAGCUCAAAACGCAGGCAGAGUUAGGGCGGCAACUAGCCCUCAUGCACCUGCAGGGGAUGUCGCCUAAUGGACAGUUCGGAUUUCAUUGCGAUAACACCAUUGGCAGCACGCCCCAGCCCAACAAGUGGCAGAGUGACUGGGUGACAUACUUCAGAGAGCAUCGGCUGGGUCACCAGCUGAAGCUGAUCCGCAAGCAGUUUGCAGAUAAUGCUCUCGUCGCCAGUGGGGAGAAACUGCUGGAGAAGCUUCCUGAGUUGCUUGGUGGUGUGGAGGUGAAGCCAAGCCUCUUGCAUGGGGACCUGUGGAGCGGAAACAUCGCUGCGGAUAAGGAAGGCAAUCCAGUUAUCCUCGACCCUGCUACAUACUGUGAGACGCAACUUGUAGGAAACAUGACAGCCAUAGUGCACUUGGCAUUGGAGUAUCUAAAUUUGUGA